GAUUGUAUCGUUGGAUUUCGUGGUUGUUGGGAUUGUAACAUUGAGUCAUAUUGUUUGUAUUUUUAUCAAACCAAGACAGUUUCGUUUCAACAAAGCAUGAAUAGUUCAAGGGAAGAACUUAUAGAACUAACGGAAUUCAAAACACCGUUUAAAGAUAAGAAAAAAGUUAACAAAAUCGACUUAGCUCAUUCUGUUACUUCAGUGAGUACGGCAAACAGCGAGGAAUCAAAUAUAAAAAAUAUAUUCUCCGUCACACCCAGGAAACAAAAUGGUACUAACCCGACGAGUCCUGAUAGACAGACAGUUUCCGAGAUAUCUGAUGAAGUUUUCAUGGUGGGGCCCAGCACCAGUAAAACUUCGAAAUUCAGGAAAACUUACAAAGAGAAAAUUUCUGAGCACCUCCAGAAAAUCAAAGAAAGGGCUAGUACGCCAUCAUCUCAUGGUGCUACAAGAGGAGGAAAAAUUCCAGUAGAAAGGAUAAGGAAGGAGAGUGAACAUUUGGAUGCCGAAGUUGAAAAUGUCAGAGCUAAAUUCAAUUUGGGCGGAAAUGAUCAGGAGAAAUCGAAUUUUUUCAAUUUUGAUGCAAAAGAGCAGGAAGAGAUUAUCGAUGAGAAAGAUCUGUAUCUAUAUGCUCCACCAGAACGAGUUAAAUUCAACAUUGAUUUAGCUGAAAAGGAGCAUUUUUUCACUCCUAGGAGGUAAA
Phaedon cochleariae (mustard beetle) is the source of this 703-nucleotide messenger RNA. The record is from the annotation of a GenBank genome assembly. NCBI's taxonomy places the organism in Eukaryota, Metazoa, Arthropoda, Insecta, Coleoptera, Chrysomelidae.